AUGACAGGAGGGAAGCAGCACAAUAUCCACCUAUCCGCCGCCGCUGGGGCGGAAUUCGAUGCCUCUGCUUACGAGGGUCCUCUAAUGAAAACAGAUGAAGUUGUGGCAAUGAGGAAUCUUUUUGAAGCCUGCGAUACGGAAGGAACUGGCAGGAUACCCUUGAAGGAGCUUAAAAACAGGCUCGUAGCUGCUGGGUUUGAUGUGAAAGGCUCGGCUUUGGCCGAGAUUCUUAGCAUAAUCGACGGCGGAGGAAGAAGAGUAGUGACAUUUCCUGAAUUCAUGCAGCUUGUUACUCCUUCGUCAGACACAUCUUCCCCCGAAGAGGUUUUAAAGACAUUUAAGCAAAUGGACACAGAUGGCACGGGGCGUAUAUGCGUUAGGCACAUAUCGCGGGCCCUCAGAGAGGCCAAUAUGACCUCCACGAUAGCUCAGGAACUUUUGAGUCAAGCAGAUGCAGACAACGAUGGUUGCAUCUUGCUGCAAGAACUGCAGGAGAUCUUCAGUAAACAGACAUACCCGUAG
Messenger RNA from Eimeria maxima, 522 nucleotides. RefSeq names its product caltractin (centrin), putative. NCBI's taxonomy places the organism in Eukaryota, Apicomplexa, Conoidasida, Eucoccidiorida, Eimeriidae. Gene Ontology annotation, molecular function: calcium ion binding. The record is from RefSeq and is a predicted model, not a curated record. Gene Ontology annotation, biological process: centriole replication; mitotic cell cycle. The transcript is spliced from 2 exons. The coding region runs from base 1 to 522 and encodes 173 amino acids. Gene Ontology annotation, cellular component: centrosome; centriole.